AUAAAAAUGUAGACCUUUGAAAAUGAGAACUAAAAAAAUCAGGAGGGCGGCGUAGAAAGGCUGGGCCGUGAGCUGAAAGCUACAGGAGGGGGCGCACCUUCGUUAUCCUCGCUCCCAUUCUCCCCCUCCCAUCCCUCUCUGCACCAGAAAAAAAAUUGAAAACCAAACAAAAACCCAACCGUUCCUUCUCAUCGCAUUCGAAUUUGUUCAUCGGAAGGGGCGAAUCAGCUCUUCUUGUUGUUUCUACCGCAUGACAUGAUCCCCCUCUCCCUUAGCAUUCACGGCCAUGGGCGCCCCGAGCCUCCAAGCUAAAAUGGCUGGGCUCGUUCGCCGCACCUUGCUCUCCGUUGUCUUUUUGGGUCGCGAUCCCUAGGAUUUUUUCGAGUUGGGUGUAAUUUGGUGUUGUACUUUCUCCGAUCCGUCAUGGUGGCCAGGGGUUGGGAAGCGGGGGUAUUUUUGUUGGUUGUGUUCGGGAGGUUAACGGGCGCCGACCCUGCUAGGGUUUCAUCCUCCUCGUCGUCGCAGGGCGCGUGCUCAGUACGGUCUGUCACGGACGCGAUUUUGGGGUUUCGAGAUUCGAUGUGUGUAUUGGAUGAUGGAGAAAAUGAUCUUUUUGUCGGCGUUACGGAGGGAGAUGAGGUUUCACUGCUGAGGGCACUAACAAUGGUACACAGCGGUAGUCACGAGUAUGUGGCUGUGCUCUUUUAUGCAUCUUGGUGCCCCUUCUCUAAAAUAUGUAGACCAAGCUUCUCCAUCUUGUCUUCUAUGUAUCCCUCUAUCCCCCAUUUUGCAAUUGAAGAGUCAGCUAUCAGACCAAGCAUGCUCUCGAAAUAUGGAGUUCAUGGCUUCCCCACUCUUUUCCUUCUAAAUUCGACCAUGCGCAUACGAUAUCAUGGCUCCCGGACGCUUCGAUCCCUUGUUGCUUUCUAUGAUGAUGUUACUGGUAUAAAAACUGCAGCACUACAUCAAACAGCGCUGGAGAAAAUUAGGCACUCAUCCAAUCAUGAGAAGCACAAUACUGCUGAGCAGGAAAGCUGCCCAUUCUCAUGGGCUAGAUCUCCAGAAAAUAUGCUUCGGCAGGAAACCUAUCUGGCUUUGGCGACUGCAUUUGUGCUUUUGAGAUUGCUCUACUACACCUUGCCUGCUUUACUUGUUUGUGCUCAGGGUGCUUGGAGAAGGCGCAUCAGAAAUUUGAGCUUGUGGGAGCAUCCUCUGGCCUAUCUAAAUCGAUCAAGGCAGAUAUUCAAUUCAUUAAAGGAGCCUUGCAAGAAAAGAAAUUUGCAGGGAGGAGCAAUGAAUGCGAAGGCAUGGGCCUCAAAGUCCCUGGCAUCGGUUUCGAUUGGGGAUGCUAGCACCAGCCGAUGUUCACCUGUUAGUGAAAGUCGCUGACUUCUUUCUCCCCUUUUGAGAAGAGUGGAUCUUUGGUAUUUUGAUAUUCCAUUCAUGAUGUGCCCCAGUUGCAGUUAGGGUUGGUUUGGGGUUCAAUGUACUGUGAUGGAGAUGUCUGCUGUUAUAGUUUCUCAUAUUUGAUUUCUGUCGUGCAACUUUGCCAGUUUAUUACCAUUUAGUAGGGAAAAUAACGAACUGCAAUUUGUGAAUAGCUUAUAUCUAACCAACUUAUUUUUGAAAA
Molecule: messenger RNA, 1630 nt
Organism: Malania oleifera
Lineage: Eukaryota; Viridiplantae; Streptophyta; Magnoliopsida; Santalales; Ximeniaceae
Product: 5'-adenylylsulfate reductase-like 4
Exons: 4
Coding region: 424-1389 (321 amino acids)
Source: RefSeq, a predicted model, not a curated record